Molecule: messenger RNA, 1216 nt
Organism: Corticium candelabrum
Lineage: Eukaryota; Metazoa; Porifera; Homoscleromorpha; Homosclerophorida; Plakinidae
Exons: 2
Coding region: 17-1216 (399 amino acids)
Source: RefSeq, a predicted model, not a curated record
UGAGAAAUACAACACGAUGGCUGCUGCUCCCCUCGAAGUGGUACUUCAUUCUCUAGAGCUGAAUAGAGAGGGACACUACAAACUGAACGUCACAGUUUUUAGUACAAACGGAGAACGUCACUUUCGGCGAGUUAGUCUGUCUUCAGUCUCUUACUUUGAACCAACAAGCGCAGCACUAGAAUCAGUAGAUCCUGUCACAGAAGCCAACUGCACGCUCAAUCUUGUUCCUCGGAGCAAAGCUUCUCGUCGCGACACGCCCGUCUUCAUCACACUGGACAUACUGGAACGAACGCCGUCUCUAGAGCACGAUCUUCGUAUUACACAAGUACAAAUUGAUCUACAGAUACGUGUUUGCAAGAAAAGCCUCGUUGAGCAAGCUGGAAAAGGGGACUUCGACUACUAUAACAUCUUGCUUUUGGGCCCACUAGACUCAGCCAAGUCCUCGUUUGUCAAUUCAGUGUGCACUAUGCUGUCGAAAGCAGUUAAAAUGGUCGCCACUGUUGGUGGAGGUGCAGACUGCACAACAACCCGUAUUUUGAGAUACGACCUCCGCAACAUCGAUGGUCCAAACGUCCGUCUGAUUGACACGUUUGGUAUUACAAGUGAUUCCUACAGCAAAGGAGUAUCUCUCGACGGCCUCAUCAGAGGCGACGUGCCUUUAAACGCAAGUAAGGACGACCCAGCCGAACGUCUCGUUAGACCUGGAAAGGUGCAAAAGGUACAGAUACCAUCUUCACACUAUAGCAGUCACUGGCAAGUGCACCGACGUAGCAUGCAUAGCGCCAUUAUUUUUGUGUCUUCUGAGUUCCUGGAAUCUGAUGAAAAUGACGAUGGUGGUGAAAAUGACGACGAUGACGGUAAUUUCAACGAUGGCGAUAAUGAUGAUGAUCAACAAGCUCUAGAAAAUGCAAUAAAAAAGACGACACGACAAGCUAUAGAAAAAGCAAUACAAGAGACGACAGCACAGAGACUCAACCCUAUUCUAGUUCUCGCUAAAGUCGAUCUCAUCAAGAAUGAUCUAGACAGCCAAUGUCUCAGACUUUCUCGCAAAUUUGGAGUUCCUCGUUCCAGUGUCUUUCCAUUGGAGAGCUAUGUCACGGACAAUAUCCUUGAUUUCAGAAAAGAUCACAUGACUUAUUGCAUUCUAGAAGAGGCUAUACUGAGAGCACGCGAACUGUGCGACCACUACAAAGAGGUGACACCUAACCAUUACUAG